Chenopodium quinoa (quinoa) is the source of this 840-nucleotide messenger RNA. RefSeq lists its product as uncharacterized. NCBI's taxonomy places the organism in Eukaryota, Viridiplantae, Streptophyta, Magnoliopsida, Caryophyllales, Amaranthaceae. Bases 1 to 840 code for a protein of 279 amino acids. Gene Ontology annotation, molecular function: nucleic acid binding. Gene Ontology annotation, biological process: DNA integration. The record is from RefSeq and is a predicted model, not a curated record. The transcript has 3 exons.
AUGGCUAAGAAACUCAUGCCUGGUCAGUCAGUAAGGACCCAUGUCAUUGAAAUGAUUUAUUUGUUCAAUCAAAUGGACGUCCUUGGGAAACCGUUCGAUGAUGACUCCGAGCAUGAUAUAAUCUUGUUGUCACUUCACGAUGGUUUUGAUAUAGUUAGACUCACUCAUACUGAUGAGGGCUCGACUGUGACAUUAGUCUACCUUUUACUCAACCAUGCUGAGGAGUACCUAAAGAGGAGACAAAGCAAAUGCUUCUAUUGUGGUGAUUGGCUUCGCCAUACACUAGGGUGUCCCCAUUAUACACCAGUGAAAACAGAAGGUAAAGAGUUACUUGAUGUUUUUGUUGUAGAAAUUAAUCUUACUUCAUCUUCCACUUGGGUAUUCGAUACCGGUUGUGGUGCUCUCAUCGUUAAUAACGUGCAGGGCCUUAGAGGAAGUAAGAAGUUAGAAAAAGGGGAAGUAAUGCUUCGAGUAGGAAAUGGAGCAAAAGUUACUGCACUUGCUAUUGGAAGUUAUCACUUGAGACUUCCCACUGGACUCAUUUUGGUGCUUAGUAACUGUUAUUAUGUACCAACAAUUACUAAAAACAUUAUUUCAGUUCCUGUUUUAAUUAUGAAAUUUAGAUAUGUUUACUUAAUGAAUCAGAAGUUGGAAGCCUUUGAAAAGUUCAAAGAAUUCCAGAAUCAAUUAACUCCUCCAGGGACGCCACAGUUAAAUUGGGUGUCAGAAAGGAGGAAUAGGACCUUACUAGAUAUGGUUCGGUCCAUGAUGAGCUUUACUGAUCUUCACAUAUCCUUCUGGGGAUAUGCAUUAGGAGCAGCUGUAAACACACUGAACUGA